Molecule: messenger RNA, 2769 nt
Organism: Hyaloperonospora brassicae
Lineage: Eukaryota; Oomycota; Peronosporomycetes; Peronosporales; Peronosporaceae
Source: the annotation of a GenBank genome assembly
AUGGCGAUGCCCACUAUGGCCGCCAUUGCCAAGCGCAUGACCGGCGGUCCGAACGACUCCAAGUUCUUUAGCACGACGAAGAAGGGCGAGACGCACGAACUGCGCCAGGAGUUGGCCCACCCGAGUCGCGAGAAGAAGAAGGACGCGGUGAAGAAAGUGAUUGCCAACAUGACGGUCGGCAAAGACGUGUCGAUGCUCUUUACCGACGUCGUCAACUGCAUCCAGACGGCUGACACGCAGCUCAAGAAACUCGUGUACCUCUACUUGAUCAACUACGCCAAGAGCAAUCCAGACUUGACGAUCUUGGCCGUGAACACGUUUGUCAAAGACGCAGCCGAUGCAAAUCCGUUGAUUCGCGCCCUCUCGGUGCGCACUAUGGGGUGCAUCCGCGUGGACCGGAUCACCGAGUACCUCUGUGAACCCCUGCGACGGUGUCUGCAAGACGACGACCCCUAUGUGCGCAAGACCGCGGCGAUCUGUGUGUCCAAGCUCUAUGACAUCAAUCCGACAAUGGUCGAUGAGCAAGGGUUCUUGGACAUGCUACGCGACCUGCUCUCGGACCCCAACCCAACGGUUGUGGCCAAUGCGAUUGCUGCUCUGAUGGAAAUUGCAGACAAGAGCGGUGGCGUGAUGGCAUUUACCAUUACAAAAGUCGUGCUGCAAAAGCUCUUGGCAGCGCUGAAUGAGUGCAAUGAAUGGGGUCAGGUCUUUGUGCUUGAUGCACUCGCGGGGUACACGCCCGUGGACUCUCGAGAAGCGGAAGGGAUUAUUGAACGCGUGACGCCACGUUUGCAGCACGCAAACUCAGCGGUCGUGCUAUCGGCAGUGAAAGUCAUCAUGAAGUUUCUUGACAAGGUCUCGGACGCCGAGACGGAGCGCAAUUUGUCGCGCAAGAUGGGACCGCCGCUUGUGACGCUCUUGUCGGCUGAGCCAGAGAUCCAGUACGUGGCUCUGCGGAACAUCAACCUCAUUGUGCAGAAACGCCCGACGAUCUUGGCAAACGAGAUCAAGGUGUUUUUUUGCAAAUACAACGACCCGAUAUAUGUCAAGAUGGAGAAGCUUGAGAUCAUCAUUCGUCUCGUCUCGGAGCGCAACAUCGAGCAGGUGCUGCUUGAGUUUAAGGAAUACGCCACCGAAGUAGAUGUGGAAUUCGUGCGUCGUGCCGUGCACGCAAUCGGUCGCUGUGCUGUCAAGCUCAAGCGUGCUGCGGAGAAGUGUAUCAACGUCUUGCUGGAACUGAUUCAGACGAAGGUCAAUUACAUUGUGCAGGAGGCUAUUAUUGUGAUCAAGGACAUUUUCCGCAAGUACCCAAACCAGUAUGAGAGCAUUAUUGCCACGCUGUGCGAGAACCUAGACACGCUGGAUGAACCCGAGGCGAAGGCGUCUAUGAUUUGGAUCAUUGGCGAGUACGCCGAGCGUAUCGACAAUGCUGACGAGCUCUUGGAGUCGUUCAUGGAUUCAUUCGACGACGAGACUGCCCAGGUGCAGCUGCAACUUCUGACGGCUACUGUGAAAUUGUUUCUGAAGCGCCCAAACGAGACGCAGGAAAUGGUCCAGAAGGUGCUGCAGAAGGCUACAGAAGAAUCUGACAACCCGGACUUGCGCGACCGCGGCUACGUAUAUUGGCGUCUGCUUUCAGCGAACCCGGAGGCAGCUCACGCUGUCGUGCUUGCAGAAAAGCCAGUCAUUAGCGACGACACGUUUGCGCUUGAGCCUUCGAUUUUGGACGAGUUGAUUGGAAAAAUCUCGACGCUUGCGAGCGUUUACCACAAGCUGCCCAGCGCAUUCGUUGUGCGUUCACCGGUGUCGGAGCUGCGUGAACACCGCAAGGAUGCAAGCGACAGCAACGACGAGGAAGAAAAAGUUUUGUCUCAUCAGCCAGAAGACGGGUCAAGUGGUCAACAAGCUGACGGACCCGUUGUUCUGCUUGAUAUGGGUGACCUCUCUCUCGAAGGGCCUGCCCCGACCGCUUCUGCUCCUACAGCGUCAGCCAGCGCCAGCUUGGUUGACAUUUUCGGUGAUCAGGUGACCCCGCUUGCUCCGGCUGCAGUCGUCAGUGGUGCCCCCGCUGUCAAAAAGAAGGUCAUGAUGACUGCGCAGCAAGGCAAAGGUCUGGUGAUGACUGGUGCAUUCACGCGACGUAGCGGCAAUUUCGUACUUGACGUGGAUUUUGAGAACCAGUCACCUGCAUCAAUUGUGGGUGUGAGCAUCCAGUUCAACAAAAGCACAUUUGGCGUAGUGCCAAUGCAAGCAACAGUAACGUUCGCACAGCCGCUGGUACCGGGUCAAACGGCGAAUCAGAUUGUGCCAAUGGGUGUGAGCCCGCAGUUUGUCAAUGCCGCGAUUGCGCCGAACCUCAACCUACAGGUUGCAAUCAAGAACAAUUCUAGUGGCGAUGUGCUGUACUUCCAGACAGAUUUGGAUCUCGCGGCGAUUUUCUCUGAAGCCGGCAGCAUGGCUUCAACGGACUUUAUCAGCAUGUGGCAGGGUAUCGCCGAGGCGAACGAGCACUACUUCACGUUGGCAACUGGAGGACGCAGUGUUGAUGCCGUGUCAGAGCAACUGGGACGUAACAAUGUGUUCUACGUUGCGAAGCGACCCAUUGACGACAAGGAGAUUGCGUAUUUCUCUGUCAAGACCAUGACAAAUGUCGUGGCGCUCUUUGAGCUCACCUUUGACAGCUCGGGCACUACAAAGGUGUGCCUCAAGGUGGAGCAGAGGGCCUUCAGUGGCCUUUUGCAGCGAACGUUCGAGCGCUUGAUGGUGUGA